AUGGCCGAGGACUUGACUCCUCAGGUCCUCAGCCUUUUAGCUUCGAGCGACGGCCCUGUGCUCACAUCGGGAGCGUUCCCCAAUGCCCCUUACGUCUCUAUCAAGUCGGCGCUCGACAAAUUAAAAUCUCGAGACUACAUUCAAGCGGAGCAACUUGACCGGCUGGAAUUAGUCCUCACCAAAGAAGGACAGGAUAUCGCCGACCACGGAAGCAAUGGCGCCAGGGUCUUCGAGGCAGUGCGGGCGUCUCUCGAGGGAUUGAAACUCAAGGAUCUGCCCGCGGCCGUUGGCGACGCCAAUGUCGCCAAAUUCGGGUCAGGAGAUGCCUUCCGGCAGAAAUGGGUGAAGAAAGAUGGAGACACUCUCAAGGCCAGCGUGGAUCAGAUCCAAGACGAGAUCCAGCAACAAUUACGAGAGAUCCAAGCCACCCACAAACUCGACAAUCCCAAGGUUGUGGCAGAUUUCAAGAAGAGGAAAUAUGUGGUGGAACAGAAAACAAUUGCCUUCAAGGUCACCAAAGGGCCGAAUUUUUCCACGGAGUUCGUGAAGGAGGAAGCAGAUCUGACGGCGGAAAUGUUGGCUUCGGGGGCCUGGAAGACCGCGCAGUUGAAGCCGUACAACUUCAAGGCCAAAGGCACCCCUGCAGCUGCUGGCGCCCUCCACCCACUUAACAAAGUGCGGCAAGAGUUCCGGGAGAUUUUCUUCGAGAUGGGCUUCGAAGAGAUGCCGACGAAUCGAUACGUCGAGACUGGCUUCUGGAAUUUCGAUGCGCUCUUCGUCCCGCAACAACAUCCCGCCCGCGACCUGCAAGAUACCUUCUACAUCUCGGAUCCUGCAAAAGCCGAUCCUCCGCGCGAAGAUCCCGCGCCUACCGCCCCCGGAGCCCAACAGACGACACUGGCGGCAGACGACCAGAAACCAGAAAAGAAGCCAGACUACAAGCAGUACUGGGACGACGUGCGGGCUGUGCACGAAACCGGCAAGUUCGGUUCGAUAGGCUACAGAUAUCCCUGGUCGGCAGACGAGUCUCUACGCCUGGUUCUCCGGACGCACACCACUGCCAUUUCGACGUACAUGCUCCACAAGCUCGCCCAGAAUCCUCGACCGGCCAGAUAUUUCUCGAUCGACCGUGUCUUCCGAAACGAAAGCGUCGACCAGACCCAUCUCGCCGAGUUCCACCAGGUCGAAGGUGUGAUUGCCGACUGGGGCCUCACACUGGGUGGACUGAUUGGAUUCAUGGAAGUUUUCUUCGGCAAGAUGGGGAUCAAGAACCUGAGGUUCAAGCCUGCAUACAAUCCGUACACCGAGCCCAGCAUGGAGAUUUUCAGCUACCACGAGGGCCUGAAGAAGUGGGUCGAAAUCGGAAACAGCGGUAUGUUCCGACCUGAAAUGCUCGAGCCCAUGGGGUUGCCCAAGGAUAUGCGAAUUUACGGAUGGGGGUUGAGUCUGGAACGACCGACGAUGAUCAAAUAUGGCGUGAACAACAUCCGUGAGCUGCUCGGUCACAAAGUCGACCUCAACUUCAUCAAACAGAACCCCGCCGUCAGACUGGACAAAGACUAG
Capronia coronata CBS 617.96 is the source of this 1563-nucleotide messenger RNA. RefSeq names its product phenylalanyl-tRNA synthetase alpha chain. The coding region runs from base 1 to 1563 and encodes 520 amino acids. The record is from RefSeq and is a predicted model, not a curated record. Gene Ontology annotation, cellular component: cytosol; cytoplasm; phenylalanine-tRNA ligase complex. NCBI's taxonomy places the organism in Eukaryota, Fungi, Ascomycota, Eurotiomycetes, Chaetothyriales, Herpotrichiellaceae. Gene Ontology annotation, biological process: phenylalanyl-tRNA aminoacylation. Gene Ontology annotation, molecular function: tRNA binding; ATP binding; phenylalanine-tRNA ligase activity. The transcript has 2 exons.